GGACGGUGUUCCACCACCACACCGCACGGCCUGCGUUUCCGCCGCGGAACCAGCGUAGCGCUUCAGUCGGCCACGAGGGGGCGCGCUACGAUUAAAGGCGGCGGGGAGUGAUUCCGUGUGACCCCAGAUCUCAGUGUGGCGUUCAGCGGCCGCUGCCGGGUGGGAAAAGGCUGGAAGCGCGGAGUGGGGGAGGGGGCCGGGAGCAAGAUCCAGCUGUUGCUGCUGCUGCUGGUGAGGCGCUCAAGUGCAGAAAGGAUGACUAUGACUUUGAUCCGCAACAGGCUGGGGCUGCUGGUCUUGGGAGUCCUCGUCACCUUCGUCCUCUACCUGUUGCUCCCUGCAAUCCAGCAUGAGAGAUUUACAUCUUCCAUAGACAUCCCCAAGCCACGGGCUAUGGAGGAAGAGAUGAAGAAGAGUCAAGGCAAUGUCACUAUUUUGACCGGGAAAGUUCUACAGAACCCCUCUGUCUUUUUCAGAGAAGCUGUAAUGGUACGUAAAGAUGGGGCUCCCACCACUGAAAGCAGACUGGAGGUGAUCUUUCUACAUGGUCAGGCCUUCACUUCCAAGACAUGGGAGGACCUGGGUACCUUGGCUUUGCUCUCUGAGAGUGGGUAUCGAGCAAUAGCCAUCGACUUGCCUGGCUACGGGAACUCCCCGCGCUCCAAUGCUGUGGAGACAGUGCCAGGCCGUGUUGCUUUUCUGCAGCAAAUCCUUAAGGAGCUGGGCCUUCAGAGACCGGUUCUGAUCAGCUCGUCCAUGAGUGGCCGUUACUCCAUCCCAUUCCUUCUGGCCAGUGGGGAGCAACUGAAGGGCUUUGUGCCCAUUGCACCUGUGAGCACCAAGGACUUCACUAUUCAGCAGUAUCAGAAGGUCAAGACUCCAACUUUGAUCGUCUAUGGAGAGCGUGACGCUGGCCUGGGCGCCCAGUCUCUCCAGAGCCUUCAACAGAUCCCCAGAUCCAGGGUUGUCAUGCUGUCUGGAGCUGAUCAUGCCUGUUACCUUGAUAAGCCUCAAGAAUUCCACAAGGCCCUCCUGGACUUCCUGGCUGAGCUAAAGUGAUGGAAGAAUCCUUGCCCUGCCACCCACUUCCUGUGAAAGGCCAAGUCUCUGCCACGCAACUGGGGUGCUGCGUCUUUGAAUCUGUUACUCCACAUUUCAAGGGCUACAGGGCUUGCUGACUGCUCCACAAGAGGAGCUUCUCCCUACUUGCUUGUGGGGCUGCUUCCACUUUGCCUGCGCAGGCUUGACUGAAGGAAUCCUGCAGUCUGGCAGAAAUACUGGAUUAUGGGUGGAUGACUUAGGGGGAUUCUCCCCACCGUUGCUGCCACCUCUUCAGGGUGUUUGUGGUGAAGAGGUCUGGAGAAUUUGACAGUCUCUUACCCAUUUGAGAGCUGAUCGCUCUGGAUGAAAAUGCAGCUGCAACUCUAGUUUCUUAUUUCAGGAGCACAAGCUACCUGUGUUGGGUUGAGGUGGCACUUCUCCACUGACUAUUGCUUCUGGCAUGCAUGCUCCUGUUCUAAGGAUCAAGGGCUUGCCACAUGCCUGUUGUAUUAUUUUACCCCCUAUCUUGGUUCGGGGGUCCUAGAACUUGCCCAUCAGUGGAAUGAGACCAAGUAUGCUGGUGUGCUGAAGUGUGCCCCCAGUAAGGCGUGUGUGUGUCCUUGUGAUAAUCUGAACAGGAAGAAACCACUGUUAGAGGUGGUGUUAGGACUGGCCAGGAGGCUUUUGGGGAGACUUAGGGUAAUCCUAAAAACUAUUUCACCCCCCUCCCCUCUUUUAAAAAAUGUUUGGUUAUUGCGAUGCCUCGGGGCUUCGGCAGUAACAAGUUGGUGGUUGUAUGUGGGUGAUUUUUGUUCUUGUUAAGGAACGUUAAAUGGACUCUCACUCAAGGACGAGGGAGGGUGGAUAUAGGGAGAAGUAAUGCAAUAAGUUUCCCAAGGAGCACAGUCCUUACGUUAGGAAAGUGAUGAUUACUUUUGCUCACUGGGUCAUAACCUUGUAGGAUUCUGAGUGUUAGAGGUCAAUAAACCAUUUGUACAGUU
Messenger RNA from Hemicordylus capensis (graceful crag lizard), 2042 nucleotides. RefSeq names its product protein ABHD14A-like. Gene Ontology annotation, cellular component: cytoplasm. The transcript is spliced from 5 exons. The record is from RefSeq and is a predicted model, not a curated record. Lineage: Eukaryota; Metazoa; Chordata; Lepidosauria; Squamata; Cordylidae. Bases 256 to 1059 code for a protein of 267 amino acids.